AACCAUAUGGUAAUAGCCAAUAAAAGACUCCAUCUUUUUGCAUUCUAUUACAAGACACACCACUCUCUCUCCCUCUCUCUCUCUGGCUAUAGCUCCAUCCACCACCACCACCACCACCGUCCCUUUUGAGCUCCGCCACCUCUUUUGACCACCCGUCAUCCAGCGCCGCCACCAUUUCAAGAUUUUCGUGGAGCAAAAAGGGCUCUUCUGGGGUUGGAGUACAUAUUUUUGUUGAAGUGAUCACCACUUCAUUUUCAAAGAAGAUGGGAGAGAUGUCAGGCUUCCAGUUGGGUGUGAUUGGUGCAUUGUUUCUUUCCGUCGCGUCGUCGGUGUCCAUAGUCAUCUGCAACAAGGCCCUCAUGAGCAAUCUUGGUUUCCCAUUUGCCACAACGCUUACUAGUUGGCACUUGAUGGUAACGUACUGCAGUCUUCAUGUGGCGUUGCGCUUAAAUUUCUUUGAAAACAAGCCGAUCGACAUGAAGACGGUCAUCCUCUUUGGCAUUCUAAACGGCGUUUCCAUUGGAUUCCUCAACCUCAGCUUGGGAUUCAACUCCAUCGGGUUCUACCAGAUGACAAAACUUGCAAUAAUACCUUUCACUGUCCUGUUGGAAACUCUGUUCCUCAAGAAACAAUUCAGCCAGAACAUUAAGCUAUCUCUAUCAGUCCUGCUGCUUGGAGUCGGCAUUGCAUCCGUGACCGACCUUCAGCUCAACUUCGUUGGGACGAUUCUGUCGCUUCUAGCCAUCAUAACGACUUGCGUUGGCCAAAUUCUCACAAACACAAUACAGAAGAGGCUGAACGUUUCGUCAACUCAGCUGCUGUAUCAGUCAGCCCCAUUCCAAGCAGCUGUGUUGUUUGUAUCAGGGCCUUUCUUGGAUCAGUGCCUAACUAAGCAGAACGUCUUUGCUUACAAAUACUCUCCCAUUGUUCUGGGGUUCAUAGUCCUUUCAUGCUUGAUAGCUGUGUUUGUGAACUUCAGCACAUUCUUGGUGAUUGGGAAGACAUCACCAGUGACAUAUCAGGUUUUGGGACAUCUGAAAACAUGUCUUGUUCUUGCAUUUGGGUACACUCUGCUGCAUGAUCCCUUCACUACAAGAAACAUCAUUGGCAUACUUAUUGCCAUUGUUGGGAUGGGAUUGUAUUCUUACUUCUGCACCAAUGAAACCAAAAGGAAACAAGAUGGAGACAUUUCCUCUUUGUCCCAGAUCAAAGAGAGGGAUAGUACACCACUGCUGGUGAGCCAUCAGGACAAAGAAUCCAAAGACUCCCUUGUCUGAAACUAGAGGCCCCUGGCUGUUUGAUUACUAAAACAGUUUUUGUUCUUUAUUUCUAAUUUUAAUUCUUUUGCAAUAUUAUAUAUAUAUAUAGGUUGCAAGAGUGUAAAACAUGUUGAUUCUUUUUUCAUGUAAUAAAAUCUUGUGUGGGACA
Molecule: messenger RNA, 1428 nt
Organism: Sesamum indicum (sesame)
Lineage: Eukaryota; Viridiplantae; Streptophyta; Magnoliopsida; Lamiales; Pedaliaceae
Product: Nucleotide/sugar transporter family protein
Source: RefSeq, a predicted model, not a curated record